Staurois parvus is the source of this 301-nucleotide messenger RNA. NCBI's taxonomy places the organism in Eukaryota, Metazoa, Chordata, Amphibia, Anura, Ranidae. The record is from the annotation of a GenBank genome assembly.
GCACCUGUCUGCUAUUCCAGUAUGCUGAUGUUGGAUUUUAUAUGCUUUUACCAAUGCUACUUUUCUGACAGGUCGUAAAAGUGCACAAUGAAAACCUAUGGCUUUGUGCAGGGGUGGACUGACAACUCAUGGGGCCCCUGGGCAAUAGGGGAUCAUGGGGCCCCUGUGUCCUUGCCCAAACUCAAAAAAGCCUAUGAAAAAGGUACCAGGGGCAUCUCAUGGGGCCCUCUACUGACCCCGGGCCCUCGGGCAGUGCCCGAGUUUCCAAAUUGUCAGUCCGCCCCUAGCUUUGUGUAACUAA